Messenger RNA from Phytophthora nicotianae INRA-310, 1309 nucleotides. RefSeq lists its product as hypothetical. Bases 97 to 1164 code for a protein of 355 amino acids. The record is from RefSeq and is a predicted model, not a curated record. NCBI's taxonomy places the organism in Eukaryota, Oomycota, Peronosporomycetes, Peronosporales, Peronosporaceae. The transcript has a single exon.
ACUCACACGUCUAGUAAAUUACAGUAGACUUCCUUCUCUCCAUUAUGCAUUGUCUAUAAACAAAACGACAUUCCCAAUUUCACGCGUUAACGAAGCAUGUCGUUCAGCUCUGAGUAUCCACCGGCAAUCGGAUCGCUAAGCGAUAAUAUCAUUGGCAAGGUGAUGCAACGCGUCUUACCACCCCAUCGCUACUCUACUAGUUGCAAUCCAAACCAAGCGAAUAAGGCAGAGCAGACAGCACAGAACCGCGAUAUCUCCAGAGUAUGCUCAAGAUUCACGCUUUCAUCAAAUACGCAGACUACGGCAGCGUCCACAUCACUUUGUUCAGACAAAAUUGUCCCGCGAUUCGAAAUCUUGCUACCAAACCGAGAACGUCCCGCUGUUAUACCCAUAACGCACCAUACUGAUGACAGACGUCGAGGUUACGUCUCUCCAGACGAAGUCGAUGAGAAUGAGGCAGCCAUCGAGUCUCGUCGAAAGCGAAUUCGGUUGACUCAAGCACGAUAUCGACAAAAGCUGCUCGACAAGCCGAAGCGACUUGAACUGGCCAUCCAGCAGCUUAAAGAACAAACACAGCAUCUCGAAUAUGAGCGCAACCAGAUCGUGGGCGGAUUAUCGUCCCAAAAAACCGUUUGGAUUGCGGCAGUGGAGUACCUUCGCAUCUUUCAGCGCGGCUGCAAAGCGCCACUAGGAACCAACGUCGUUGACAUGGACAUCUUGAAGGCACUGGUCGCAUCUAAUGUAGCCUUUAGCGGCGGCAUUGGACUGGAUGUGCUGAUACAGCAUUGGCGUGUCUUGACGCAAUACUUCCCAGACAUUUCGAUCCAACUCAAAAGCCUACACCAGAUUACGGACGAGUCGGUAGUAGCAGCCACAACAACCACGAUCACCAUGUCGGAUGCGUCGAUGAAAAGCGCAUUCCCCCAUCUAUUGAAUGGAACGACCGCAAGUCGAAUCGUUACCAAACUGCAAGGCCAGCGGCUGGAGUUGCAAGGAUCAGUACGCUUGUACUGGGACAACGCGAUUAGUCGAGUCGUGAGUAUUCAGGCUCAGGCAGACAUGAUGACACCACUCAUGCAGUUACUGGAAAACGUGGACGAUGUCUCAUUAGUUUUCGCCCACGCUCUCAUUACUCCCGAGUGCAACCUGGAACUAGGGAAUUGAACUUGUCUAUUUAAAUGCGAAAGAUUUCAGCUGUGCACUCUAGGAAGUUACGGCAGUAUCUAUCCUGAUUGAAAUGUCUAAUCCCCGAAUCGGAGGAUGCAUCGAAACUUACGAUACUGAAGGGUUAAACUUGCUUUUACAAUAC